Molecule: messenger RNA, 432 nt
Organism: Metopolophium dirhodum (rose-grain aphid)
Lineage: Eukaryota; Metazoa; Arthropoda; Insecta; Hemiptera; Aphididae
Product: cytochrome c oxidase assembly factor 4 homolog, mitochondrial
Exons: 2
Coding region: 223-432 (69 amino acids)
Biological process (GO): mitochondrial respiratory chain complex IV assembly
Cellular component (GO): mitochondrial intermembrane space
Source: RefSeq, a predicted model, not a curated record
CAAAUGUCUAUCUUAUCAUUUUGGUAAUUGGUAGGUAAGUUUUUUUUAAAAAUUUAAUUUUUUUUACUGUAGGUUAUAGUACCUACAUCGGCUACAUCUUAAAUAUUAAUAAUCAAAUUAAUCGUAGAAAUAACCAGAAUGAAAAUACCUAACUACCGCACAUGGAAUCUAUUUAAAAUUGGAAAUUGGAAUUAAAAUUUUUAGUUAAGUUUAAAUACUGAAAUGCACUCGAAGGGAGAUUCCAGUCAAGCAAAGGAUGACAUUGAUUUACUAGAUGAAUUACUAAACAAAACUAACUGUGCUCACCUACAUUAUAAAGUCCAAGACUGCAUAGCUACAACGAAAGACUGGAGAAAGUGUCAAGCUGAACUGAAAGAGUUUAGACUGUGUAUUGAGAAAAAUCAAAAACUUGCAAACAAGGACAAUGUUUGA